CCCUCGAUGCCCGCCACGUGUCCCUCCUUUUUCCCCCUCCCUAUUUUAACCUUCACUCUCCUCUCAUCACUCCACCACACCAACACAAACACAACCAACUUGUGAAACUUCCCUUCUCUUUUUUUUCAUUCAUCUCAUUUGUGAAAUCUUAUUAUCAUCUCUUCCAAUGGCAGCAACUAUUAUGAAGUACGUGAUCCUAAUGUUAGUUGCUAUCGCAAUGGCUGCAACGGUGGAGUCAAAGGGCUCAUCGCCCGCACCGGUGGACUGCACGAGCGUAGUGCUGAGCAUGUCGGAUUGUCUUUCGUACGUAACGAAUGGAAGUGCAGUGAAUAAACCAGAAGGAAACUGUUGUUCAGGGUUGAAAUCUGUGCUUAAAACGAAUGCUGAGUGUCUUUGUGAAGGGUUUAAGAGUAGUGCUCAAUUCGGUGUCGUUUUGAAUGUUACUAAAGCUGUUGGUCUUCCUGAUGCUUGUCAUGUUCAUGCUCCUUCUGCUGCCAAAUGUGGCUUGGAUAUAUCUCCAACUGGCGCUCCUUCUCCAGCUGGUAUGGUUUCUCCGGCGGGUGCUCCAUCAGGCGCUUCGAUGGCUCCAGCAGCAGCAAUGGGUCCGGGAGGCAGCACAGUAUCAUCACCUGCAAUGUCACCAAGCAGCCCAAAUGGUGCAUCCUCUGCUACAGGCAUCUCAGCACAACUGACUGUUGUUGGUCUAGCAGCGUUAGGAGCAUUUUUAUCAAGUUUUUAAGGGGUUUAAAGACGAGCUUAAUUUUGCAUAGCAGUAGUGGCAUAUUUGGAAAGUACUUUGUUUGGUUAAACAUUACUAUUAUUCUGUUUUACAUUUGUUGACCCACAUUUUUAAUUUUUUUUGGUUUUGUGGUGGUGAGGAAUUGGAAUUGAUUAUGGAGGAGACCUUUAUUUAUUCUAUGUUUCCAGACAUUUCUCUGUAUUUCUUGAUUAUAUUUUCUUAUCUCUAACUAUUGAAUUUAUGAUGUCUUGAUUA
Messenger RNA from Chenopodium quinoa (quinoa), 994 nucleotides. RefSeq names its product non-specific lipid-transfer protein-like protein At5g64080. The record is from RefSeq and is a predicted model, not a curated record. Bases 167 to 739 code for a protein of 190 amino acids. Gene Ontology annotation, molecular function: lipid binding. Lineage: Eukaryota; Viridiplantae; Streptophyta; Magnoliopsida; Caryophyllales; Amaranthaceae. The transcript is spliced from 3 exons. Gene Ontology annotation, biological process: lipid transport.